Molecule: messenger RNA, 1139 nt
Organism: Frankliniella occidentalis (western flower thrips)
Lineage: Eukaryota; Metazoa; Arthropoda; Insecta; Thysanoptera; Thripidae
Product: agrin-like
Exons: 3
Coding region: 244-975 (243 amino acids)
Molecular function (GO): protein binding
Source: RefSeq, a predicted model, not a curated record
CUGAAACGUCCCGUCGGCGUUUCUCCUGUGGCUAGUAUUUUCGGGUCGCACCACUCUCCCCAGCUUAUUUUUUAGCUUCAGAAAGGAGACGACAUAUAUAUAAGCAGACGAGACCAACAGCAAGUCGCCAGUAGUCAGUAGCGACGAAGACCGACAACACGUCCAAGCCUAGGGAUCUACCUGAGGUGCGUCUCUGAGACCAACAGCAGCGCCAACCGCAGUACCCUGUGCGUCCUCAAAACGAUGCAGCCCACGAUGCUAGCCGCCGUGCUUCUGCCGGUCACCCUGUCCGCGCUCUGCCCCUGCCCGUCGUCGCCUACCCCCGAGGACUCCCCCGUGUGCGGCAGUGACGGCCGCACGUACUCCAGCGAGUGCGAGCUGCAGUGCUUGGCCUGGAGUUCCAGUGUGAGGCCAGCUCUGCAACUAGUCGUGUUGCCCGCAGGACUUUCUGUCGCCCACCCCGGGCCAUGCGCCCCGCCGGAGGCCGCCGCCGGCCGCCGCCGCCGCUACGUCGUAGGGUAUCAGGAGUGGAGUAAAUGUCACAAGGAACGUCAGUGCGGCUAUCCACAAGACGGGAACUGCACCGAGUGCGGCGAGGGCGACGAGAAGUGCAGGACAAUGUGCGGCUGGAACUGCAGCUGCGGCUGCGCGGGGCUGCCGACGGGCGGGCUGGACGAGUUCUCGCACUACUGGUGGAACAGGUGCUACUGGGAGAGGGGAUGCACUGAGAAUAGAAGGGACUUGUGCGUCAGCAACUGCGACAGCGAGUUCUGCAGGAACUUGUGCCACAUGGAUUGGGAGAGGUGCAGCUGUGGCUGCGUACAGCACGCGGCGGCCAGAGUCGGCUCGACUACUUGGGAAAUAAACGGCCUGCAUCGAACGAACAGACUGCGACCGCAGCCGCAGCAUCGACGGCUGACCAGGGACCAGGGUGUGACUCCCCAAAGGCGACCUGGAGACGUCCGACCGGGCUGAACGGAAAUUCUUUGAGGGUGAGGUCGGGUGUCGGGGGCGGCCACCUCGUGGAGUGAAAUAGAAAAUAAAUACAUAAAGAGUAAGAAAUAAAUUGCCGACUUCAUAUUUUAAAAUGUUCUUUCACAUUAUUUGCUACAUUUCGCAGUAUUUCCCUGCAUCCCUUU